Molecule: messenger RNA, 2308 nt
Organism: Dermacentor andersoni
Lineage: Eukaryota; Metazoa; Arthropoda; Arachnida; Ixodida; Ixodidae
Product: neprilysin-1-like
Biological process (GO): protein processing
Cellular component (GO): plasma membrane
Molecular function (GO): metalloendopeptidase activity
Source: RefSeq, a predicted model, not a curated record
AGACGCUUGUGGCCAGAUCUUGCCGAAGAAGCUAUGCAAGUCCAAAAUCUCGCAAGCCUGGGGUUUCUGCUAGGAUGGGCAUUCUGUGUUCUUACAGAUCCAGUGAAAGACACUCAACAUAAAGUAACCUACAAGGUCUGUGACACACCUGUGUGCGUCGAGCGAGCCCGGCUGAUCAAUGAGUCUCUCAAUGUGUCCGUCGACCCAUGCACCGACUUCUACUCAUACGCCUGCGGCGGAUGGAUGUCAAAACACAAGAUACCAGAGAGCAAGCCGGCGACGGGAAGUUUCACCCUCCUUGACGAUGAACUCAGAGAGACAGUCAGAGAUAUUUUAGGGAACAUGACCCUUGUCUGUGAGAACCAGAAUAUAACGGAUAAGGCGGCCGUUGUCUACAACGCUUGCGUGGCUGUUCCGGAUCUCGAAGAUAGACAUGACGUCGUCCUUGCUAUAAUGAAUGAUUCUGGGCUCGCUCAGUGGCCGAAAACGCGCCAGAACAAAUGUAAGAAAACCGACGCUCUAAACUCCACGGACGUCCUCAUCCAGACAAGAAUUUCUACUGUCCUUUCGCCUGCUGUCUCACGGGAUUCCCAGAAUCUUAGUGCUUACGUCAUUCAGCUUGAUCAGCUUGCAUUCUCGGCGGUGGGCAGAAACCAGCUCAUUAAUCAAACAACAAACUACAGCAAGCCAAUCAUUGCUGCUUACAAGAAGGUCAUUGAAGUGGCAAUGAAGUUCAUGAAGCCUAACCUUAGUGACAGCGAGCUCAACGAACUUUCCGACAUUCUUCUGGCUUUUGAAAGAAAGUUGGCAAAUAUGACAGCACCUCCUGAAGAAAGGAGAGACUUGAUGAAGCUUUAUCACAGAACCACCAUUGACGAACUGGAAAGAAACUUCUCUUACGUACCUAUUCGCGCCUUACUUCAGAAUGAAUUCUGUCGAGUAAACAUUACGUUGGCACGCAAUGAGACUGUUGAACUGUUUGCUCUUGAGUACUACAAAAAACUGAAUGAAUUUCUAAAAUCCGCCGACACUGACACAUUGUACAACUACGCUGGCCUGCGCCGCAUUCUCAAUUGGGCUGCGACAGGAUCCCAAGGAUUCCGGAAUGCUUCUUUAGAGCUUCGUAAAGUGAAAGCCGGAGUGCGUGUUGAGAAGCCAAGGUGGCAACUGUGCGUCGACGCGGUUAACGAUGUGAUGGCCGAGAGUGUAGGCUACCUCUACGUGCAACGCAAAUUUAGCGAAAAGGCCAAGGAAGAGGUAGAAGACCUUACCAGAAGGAUCAUGGCUGCCUUCAAUGAAUCCCUCCACACACUUAAAUGGAUGGAUAACAAGACUAGAGCUGCAGCUGAGAGAAAGUUGUCGAAAAUGGGAACCAAGAUUGGAUAUCCUAACUGGCUAUUCAACACAACCUACAUUGAGAAACUUUACAACUUUGUACCGAAACUGUCCCUGAAUGCAUCCUACGGAGAGAUGAUGUACUCAAUAGCACAAAACAACUGGAAACAGGAACUGCUGAAGCUGCGAAAACCAUACGACAAAGAUGCAGAGUGGAUAGUUGGUGCAGCAGUCGUGAAUGCUUUCUACAGUUCGAGCAGCAAUGAAAUGGUGUUUCCUUCAGGAAUUCUUCAAGGGGUCUUUUAUGAACACGGACUUCCACGAUCCAUCAACUUCGGAGCCGUUGGCAUGGUCGUCGGUCACGAGAUGACACAUGGCUUCGACGACCAAGGAAGUCAGUUCGACGCAGAAGGUGCUCUCAAGCAAUGGUGGACCAAUGAAACGCGCACUGAGUUCAUGAAGAGGACCAAAUGUUUUGUGUACGAAUACGGAAAUAUCACCGACAAGGAAGCGAACAUGACGCUCAAUGCAAAGAACACUGUGGGCGAGAACAUUGCUGACAAUGGCGGGCUCCGUAUGGCUUUCGAGGCAUAUAGCCAACUUCUGGAAAAAGAGUACAAACACGUAGACACUCGCUUGAAAGGUCUGGAAGACGUCUCAGGGAAGCAGCUGUUCUUCCUCUCCAACGCAAUGGUAUGGUGCGGCUUGAGUCGGCGCGAGUAUCUUAAGCUGCAGAUUCAGUAUGACCCGCACAGCCCCGGUCCAUACAGAGUCAACGUGCCAAUGUCAAACCUGAAAGCGUUCUCUGAGACUUUCAACUGCCCAGCAAACUCCACCAUGAACCGGAAAGACCGGUGUAGUUUGUGGUAAAGCGUUCCCAAAAGGAAUUUGAAAGCGAGGCUACAGCCAUUCCCAGAGUCAGGCAAGACACUCACCAACCAAAACAGUGUUACAAUAAACAACAAUGAACGAA